UUGGAAUCGAACAAUGCUUGUAAAAUUAGGAGUGAUUUAAAUAUCAAAUCCAAUAAUAAUUGCCGAAACAGAUUUCACUUGGACAGCAAGAAACAGAAUUUUGAAUUCCUCGCGUUGCCAUCUGUGUUUUCUUCACGAAUCUCAUUAUCGGUCUCUGUGAAGAACGCAGAUUUCCUUCUGAAAACCGUUGAAUUUGAAAUCUAGGGCUCGGGAAGAAGGAAAAAAAAAACCCUAGAAUGGAUAGAUAAGGUAAUUAAUUAUAUUUAUUAUAAAUAGGGAGUGAAUGGAUCCCGAGGAGACCUUCAUUCGGGUUCAAGAACGGUUCUCGAAGAUGCUCACUCCGAGAAUCAGAGUUGCUCUUGAGUAUAUCUAUCUCUUCAUGGCAAUCGCUCUGUUCUGUUUGUUGGUCGUUAUGCACGCAAAUUAUGUCCAACAGCCGGGCUGUUCAAGUGAGCUUUCUGGAGUUGAAACAGCAGAAGCCCAACUUGUGCAAAUUAAGAUAACCAGUAGUGGGCUGUGGUCACGAAAUGCAGCUGGAUCUAAUUUGAUUGAUAUUUCUGAACAAGAAACUUCAACUGAGAAUUUAGAGGUCCCAAAAGUUGAUGGUGACGGGCUGACAUUUUUGGCUGCCAAAGAUUGGUUAAAUUGGAUAGGUGCAGGUGCUAGGAGGAGCAAAUUGCUCUUCAAAUCAUGGAAGAAUGAUAAUGAGUUGAUUGAGCCUCUAGGAGAAAGCUCAACUGAUAUUACUGGCUCUAAGCCAGUUGUUGAUGAAGUAGAAAAUCAUGUUGGUUUUCCUACAUCUGCAAGAGAAACAUUGAAAGCGUCAUUUAUUCACUUCUGCAGCAAGUGGCUAAAUAGUGUCUCUUUCGUCUGGGGACAUGUAAAACAAUUGUUGUGGAGUUUUUGCCACUUAUGGGUACAGAAUACUGCAGGUAUGGAUUUACUAUUUAAUAAUCCCAAAUGGUCGCAGCUUCUGCACCUGGAAAGGCUUAACUCAUUUGCAGGUAAGGCUACCUUUUAUUACUUGGCCUUGGAUAAUGGUUUUAUGGUUCCCUUACGUACAGAUAAUGCAAAUUAUUUCCUUCUGUGGAAAUUUCUCUCAUUUAUGGGUAAAGAUUACUUUCUGAAAAAAUGUGGCGUGCUUAUGAUGGCCCUGUUUGUUUUCUUCACAACAACCAUGUCGGUUUCCUUUACUCUUAGGGAGACACAGACACGCAUGCUUAAAUUCACAGUGCAGCUUCAACACCAUGCUCGGCAUCAGCUUCCAACUUUUCAGUUGAUCUUUGUGCAUGUCAUUGAGUCACUAGUCUUUGUACCGAUAAUGAUCGGCAUACUGUUUUUCCUGUUCGAGUUUUAUGAUGAUCAGCUGCUUGCCUUCAUGGUCUUAAUUAUUGUAUGGCUCUGUGAACUGUUCACUUUGAUCAGUGUCCGGACACCAAUAUCAAUGAAGUUCUUCCCUCGCUUCUUGCUCUAUUUUCUGGUGUUCCACAUCUAUUUCUUUUCGUAUGCUUAUGGUUUUUCCUAUUUAGCUUUCUCUGCAACAGCAGCAUUCAUGCAACACCUCAUCCUAUACUUCUGGAACCGCUUUGAGGUACCAGCUCUACAAAUAUUUUUGCAGAAUCGCCGAUCUCAGCUUCAGCAGCCUCCAGAUUUCCAUAUCACCUCUUCUACGAUCCUAGCCUCAACAUUGCAUAUCACAAGAUUAAACACAAGGAACACAGGUGCAGUUCAUGGGGAUCCUAGUUCAUUACCUGCACAUAGACCUGGGCUGGAUGAAGCUAGGCUGCCAAAUGAUGCAACUGAACCAACUGAUAUUAACGACCUAGAUAGUGUUGGCAGUCCCUUACAAUUUCCUGAACAACCAGAUCCUCAACAAGCAGAAGCAAACACCAACCCCGGCUCACUUAAUUCGUUCAGUUCAAUGCUGCUGUGGAUCUUAGGUGGGGCAUCUUCUGAAGGCCUAAAUUCCUUUUUUUCCAUGUUCAGAGAUGUGAGAGACCAGGGCCAGGUUUUUGCAGAAUCUCCACGGCAGGAAAACCGAACAGGCCAGAGUAGAUGGAGGAGAUCAUAGGAGUUUAGGUUGUUCCAGGGGUGGUGAUUGUCUAGCCUGGUUCCUUGUGCCUGGUAACAUUUGGGCUCAGUUGGUACAUUAAGGGGCGUUUGGUUCGAAUUAUCCAUCGGAUCAGAUCCCAUGGAAUAUGGAUUCUGGAUCUAACUCAAAUGAAUGAGUUUCUUUGGAAUCAUUUCAACUCGUUAAA
Messenger RNA from Macadamia integrifolia, 2258 nucleotides. Its product is annotated as membralin-like protein At1g60995. Gene Ontology annotation, biological process: response to endoplasmic reticulum stress; positive regulation of ERAD pathway. Gene Ontology annotation, cellular component: endoplasmic reticulum. Lineage: Eukaryota; Viridiplantae; Streptophyta; Magnoliopsida; Proteales; Proteaceae. Bases 284 to 2071 code for a protein of 595 amino acids. The record is from RefSeq and is a predicted model, not a curated record. The transcript has 11 exons.